Messenger RNA from Thermothelomyces thermophilus ATCC 42464, 1125 nucleotides. RefSeq lists its product as uncharacterized. Gene Ontology annotation, cellular component: nuclear origin of replication recognition complex. The coding region runs from base 1 to 1125 and encodes 374 amino acids. The transcript is spliced from 2 exons. Gene Ontology annotation, biological process: DNA replication. Lineage: Eukaryota; Fungi; Ascomycota; Sordariomycetes; Sordariales; Chaetomiaceae. Gene Ontology annotation, molecular function: DNA binding. The record is from RefSeq and is a predicted model, not a curated record.
AUGAACCGGUCAAUUGAGCAGACGCUGCUCUCUCUGCUCCCCACCCACAACUCGGCCCUCCCACAACCGCUCACGGACCUGGCCUCCUCCCUCCUCGCCCAGUCACGGAACCGGGCCAGCACGCUCAAGGCAGAGGAAGAAGUCGCCCGGCUCUAUGCCUGCGCGCACCUGGCAUGCGACAGGCUCAAGGUCGCCCUCGACCUGCCCCCAAUCGAGCCGCGGCCGCCCAUUCCUCCGCGCAUCUACAAGCGCCUCUACAACCACCUCGACAAGAUCCUUCCCGCCUCUGCCUCCACCCCGGGCCGCCACACCCCAAGCGGCACCCCCCUCGGCAGCGGUCGCAUCCGAACGCCUAGCGCCAAGAUCCGCGAACAGCAGCAGCAGCAGCAACAACAACAAUUACUCCUCAACGGCUCCCCCCUAGCCAGCAAGUCGCGGACGACCCCCAGCAAGGAGCGAUCCCUCUCCGACCUCCGCGCCCGGGCCGGCGCCGCCGCCACCCCUUCCAAGGACCGCACCCUCUCGUCCGCGGGCGGCGGGGGCGGGGGGCCUCCAAAACAACGCCGGGACGACGCCCUCCCCCCGUGGAUACGCCCCGCCCUCCGGUACCUCCUGACCAAGCUCGGACCGGCGCAUAUCGGACCCGUCGUCGCGUCCGGGCUGGAGUCGGUCGUCGCCCCGCGCGGCCGGCUCACCGACGACGGCUGGGUGCGCGCCCACCUGGUGGCCGUCCUCGGCGCGCUCUACCUCUUCGUCUGGCGCGGCGUGGUCUGGCCGGCCGGGCGGGAGGUCGAGCGGGAGCGGGGGUGGGAAGGGUGGGAAGAACCCUCGGUGAGGGAGUUCGAUGCUGCGGCCGUGAGGGGCGCGAGGCACGGGUGGUUCGAUAUGGACUGGGUCGACGGGGUGAGAGACCUGGCGGACAGGGAGGAAGAUAAGAGGCGGAGGGCGGAAGGAGGCGACGAUGGCGGGGAGGGAGAGGGAGAAGAGGUGGUGGUGACGCAGAUCCGGAGGCCGGAUACCAUGUUUCAAGAGCGUUACGACUAUCUCUCGGAGAGGAAGAGGAAGGCGUAUGCAGAAUGGAAAGAGGGGUUGUUGAAAAGGAUCAAGGAGUUGGAGGCGCGGUAG